CCCCUCCCCUCCUCUCCCCCUGUGAUCGGCGCGACCCCCGGUUCUGUUUCAGUGGAAACCAGACCCAGCCCGCUGCGGACCGCACUUUCUGCAGACAUGCGAAGUUGAAGGCGCGUUCCCGGCCGGGACAACUGACCGCGCGAUGUUCGCGUCUCGGAGAAGCUGACUCCUUCCUCCCAGCGGUCUCUCCUCCUCGUUCGCUCCCGUUGACUUUCGGACUUCGCUCCAACAUGCUGCACCUGACGAGCCGCUUUGUUUUCUGCGCGCUCCUCGCCUCCGUGGACGCGUCGUGCCCUCCGCGCUGCAAGUGCUCGGAAGCGGCACAGACAGUCAAGUGCGUCUCCAAAGACCUGAGGAGUAUCCCGACCGGGAUCCCGGGAUACACCCGGAAUCUGUUUAUAAUCGGGAAUCAGAUCAGCCGAAUCGGUCCGGAGUCUUUCAGGGGUCUGGAUAACGUGACCAACCUCUCACUGAGCAACAACAGAAUUUCAGAGAUGGAAUUCCACACCUUCUCCGGACUUCUCCGCCUUCGCUUUCUGGAUCUGAGCAACAACCAGCUGACCGUCAUUCACCCCGAAGCCUUCAGCAACAUCAGCCAGUCCCUGCAGGAGCUCAACCUCAGCCGAUCCCUCUACAACUACUCGUCUGUGAUGGACCUGGCCGCCUCCCUCCAGACGGUCUCCCUGGCGAACCUACAGGUCCUGGACUUGUCUGACAACAGCCUCAUCUACCUGCCCUCGCACACCUUCUCCCGCAUGCACGGCCUGCGCCGCCUCCAGCUCUCCAACAACUCUCUGGUGGCCAUCCGCAGCCUCGCCCUGUCAGGUCUGGAGAGCCUGGAGGAGCUUGACCUCACGCUCAACGCCCUGAAAACCUUCACCGACGAAGGCUUGCAAGAGUUGGACUCCCUUCCCCGAGCCUCUCUGCUUCUGGGGAAGAACCCGUUCACAUGCACCUGCGGCAUUGAACCCUUUGCGCAGUGGCUCAACAGAUCCCAGGAUCGCGUCCGGGAUGCCGAGGGCCUCCUGUGCGCCUUCCCUCCCAGCAUGAGGAACACAUCCAUCCUCGCAGUGGGCAUGCUGACUCUGGAAUGCCAGCAGAGGGACGUUGGGGCAGACCUCGCUUUGCAGACCUCUUAUGUCUUCUUGGGAAUCGUUCUGGGCUUCAUUGGCCUCAUUUUCCUCUUAGUACUUUAUCUCAACCGCAAGGGAAUCAAGAAGCGUGUGUAUGACAUGCGGGACGCCUGCAGGGAGGUCUGGGAGGGCUACCACUACCGUUUCGAGAUAGACUCCGACCCCAGGUUAUCACAAGUCUCCACAAGCGCUGACGCAUGAGAAGACGAUCGCUGCGGAGCGUCCGCAAGAAACUCUUUCUCUUACUUUGUUUAUCAGUUGCAGAAUGUAAAGAAAUGUGAUAAAAUAGUGUACAGACAUUCCUGUAAAUAUAUCUUAAAACUACAAGACUUUGAUUGAAGCAUGCACUCAUCAGUCAAAUGAAGAUGUUUGACACUUUCAAGGAGCAAAACGUAAGUGCCUCAAGUGAGCUCAGUAUUGUUUUUUGUUUUUUUAAAUUUGUGAAUCAAACAGAUCUCAUGGAACAAGAAGGGAAGAGGGAGGCGGGGAUAACAGAACUGCCAUAAAAUUCUGACACUAUGAAAACAAACCUUUGGGAAUUUAAAGCACAAUCACUCAUUCAUCUUUGAUCCCUUUCAAGCCCUUUGGUCCCUCCGGCCUCUUGCCCCAGGGUGCCAGAGAGGAAUUAAGCCACCAAAAGCUUUUUCUCCCCCGCCGUCCCCCGAAGCUCCUCUUAAAAUCACCACUCCGCUCCUCUUUGGCUGUUGGAUUAGAAACGGAGAAGACAAUUCAGCACAGGCCAGCGGAAAUCUCCCUGCCCCUUCGCCUCCCUCCGUCCCCCCCUUUUUCUCUUUUCCGUGAAACUUUGCUUUGUUUCAACUCUUUGAGUUUUAUUGUCAAAAUGAUGAGAACCAGCCCCGAGCUGAAGCCGCUGAAAGUAACCCCCCGCCCCACUCCUCUUUCUUCCCCUCCUCCUUAAAGACAACAGCCCUCGCUCUGGAGGCGCUUUGAAGGGGUAAAAAAGGAGGAGAAGAAAAAAAGUUCUGGCUUUCCACGUUUUUCUGUUUAAGGGGCUUUUCCUCCCUGCAAUGAUAAGACACAGAUGAUUCUGAAGCACCAGCCACAUUGUUUCAUUCACGAGGUCUUUUCGAGCGGCUUGGUGAAGAAAGAACAAUAUGCGCUCGAAGUUUAGAUUUCGUGAAAAGCGAGGUUCUAUGAGGUUGUCGUGAGCGACGGCGUUCUCAGCGAUCACAGCAAAGAUUUCAUAUUGCAGCCAGUUUGGAGAGAGGAAAUUACAUCCUCAGAGUGACAGAACGAUAACAACUGGUCAGAUGGAUCAGCAAAGUCAGGGCUUCACAUGCUUCAAUGGGGGACCACAGAGUAUUGUGUUUGGUUUUGUUUCUUUUUGAAGCCGUGUUGCAAGUAGAGAGCAUCUUCACAACAGCAUGCAGCACUUAGAAGGAUUUUCUGUCUGGACGAUCAAGAAAACAAACGAUCAUAAUAUGGUAAAGCUGGCAGGUCAUUGUUUAAAAUCCCAUAUUGUAUGAAUUGAAUGCUAUUUAUUCCAAUAAAUAAUAUCAUUUUUGUGUGAUAUCACAUUCAGGUUGGAGCUCUGCAGAACCUGUUCAUCACUUUGGAAAAAAAUAUGUAGAUAAAAUGAAAAUAUUACUUUAGACCUGCAGUAUGCACAUUUAAAACAUAUAUAUGUUUUUACAUCUUUGUUAAAACUGUAACCUUAUUAUGUUUGUGUAGAGAUAAUCUGAGAAAAGAUUGACGUGACCCCUAUUGCUGAAUGAAGAAAAUGUACCGCUCCCAGGCAAAAAACAACCAAUCGGAGAUGGGAGGCGGGUCUUAGCGCUGUCAGUCAUCCUCGUGUACUUGCCGCUCAGUGGGCUAAUGCCUUCGCAUUCUCUACAGGAUCUGCUAUCAGGAAGAUGCUGUAUCAUAGCAGAGAGAAAGGAAGGGAGGGGAAUCAAGGGAUGAGCAGCGCCACACUAUGAGAGAUUGACAGCGCUAAGACCAACCUUCUGCCUCUGAUUGAUUGUUACUUGUUAGCGCUUGGAGAAGGCAGAGAGGCUUGAUUUUUCACAGUCUCAUAGCAUACUGCGAUAACACAGUUUCAACAAAUAUGUUUUUAUGAAAGUUACAUACUGCACCUUUAAGCAUGUACUAUAUUCAUCACUGAUUUCACAACAGUCAUCACACAUGCAAAAACACAAACUGGGACUGCAGCAGUGUAUCAAACUUGCAUGCACAAAUAAUGUGCAUGCAAUGAGAUUUAUUGGACAAGAUUUUGUGCACAAAGCAUAAAGUUUGUGCUCACAGCAAACAGUAAGUAUGAAAAUUCAACCUGCAAUUGAGCAAAGUCAGUCAGCCGUCUUGAAAUACUUCACUUACAAUUUACUACCACAUAUUUCAUUCAAGCAGUCUUUUUAUUGCGAUGAUGAUUAUUUGUAUUUACUUCGCUGGCUGCUUCAACAGUGGCAACAUGGCUAAAUCUUUCAUGUGGGCCGACGUAGCUCUGUGUUCUACAGAUUCCUGGCGAGCUGGAAGCCCAUCUGACUCUCCUGUGACUUUUAUUCCCUUUUCUACUUGCUGCAAUAUGACAUUUUUCUGCUACACGUAACUACAGGAACUUCCCUGCUGCCGCUGCCUUUUACAACUGGAGUAAUGUUAACCUAUUUGUACUUGGAGAUCAGAUUUUUUUUCCAGUUUCCAGCUGGAAAUCUGUGGAGAAUCCAACCUAAAGUUGGAAAAACGGGAAAAAGUCCAAGUUUAGCACUAAGGAUGGUUGCUGAGUGAAAAAAACAAAAAUGUCAGAAAUGUGGCAAAUAUGAACUUUCUGUGAUAUCUCCUGGUGUUAGGAACUUUAUUAAACCAGUGGGGUUCAUAGCAUUGUGCAUUAUUUAUUUGUAAACAUGCUAUUGUAAGAGCUUGAAUGGACAUUGCUGUGUUAUCUUGUGUUUGUUAAAGUGCCACGACAUAGUGUCCUGUAUUGCCAUGUAUGUUAGCGCAUUAAAAAAAAACAAAAACAAAAAACCCAGUGUUAUGCAGAUUUAAGCAUCAGAACAUGAAGUGGAUUUUGUGAUAGUUGGUCAUGCUGUCAGUUUCACUUUCACUUUCAGUCAUCCCAAAAAGAGGGAAUCUUUAUCAGCACAAAGUUUGUCUAAUGUAGCAUAAUGAUUAAAGAAUGUAUUUAUUUGGUCCUUUCA
Poeciliopsis prolifica (blackstripe livebearer) is the source of this 4285-nucleotide messenger RNA. It is a transcript of the gene tpbg1b, whose product is annotated as trophoblast glycoprotein a. Gene Ontology annotation, cellular component: plasma membrane. The transcript is spliced from 2 exons. Gene Ontology annotation, biological process: negative regulation of canonical Wnt signaling pathway. The record is from RefSeq and is a predicted model, not a curated record. The coding region runs from base 231 to 1334 and encodes 367 amino acids. Gene Ontology annotation, molecular function: protein binding. Lineage: Eukaryota; Metazoa; Chordata; Actinopteri; Cyprinodontiformes; Poeciliidae.